Phoenix dactylifera (date palm) is the source of this 2587-nucleotide messenger RNA. Its product is annotated as membrane protein of ER body-like protein. The record is from RefSeq and is a predicted model, not a curated record. NCBI's taxonomy places the organism in Eukaryota, Viridiplantae, Streptophyta, Magnoliopsida, Arecales, Arecaceae.
AUGGAGAGAGAGAGGAAGUGGGAGGAGGCGGCUUUGGAGGAGGAGGAGGAGGAGGAGGGGAGUGGUGCCCUUGAAAUAAGGCAACGGAGGAGGAGGGAUACAAACGCAAGGGAGAACGACGGCGACGAGGAAAAGAGAGAGGUGGUGCAAGUUGGCGGACAGGGAGAACGAAGAAGCGUACACUACGACAAAGGACAAGGGGUGUGGAAGUGUCGGCACUGCACUUGGACCUACCAAUCGAAUGGUCACAGCAGACUUCAUAUUCAGAAUCAUGAAGUCUAUUGCCAAGUGAUGAUUGAUAUCAAACCAUUAUUUCAGGUUAAAUCACUUUUUGAGUCACCAAUUAAAGGUGUUGAAGCCACUGCUGAGACAGCUCUGAUGAAAUUGUACACUGAGGACGAAUUUGCUGCGGAGAAGGACAUAGCAAAUGGAAAAGUAGAUUUUAGAACCAAAGAAUUUGAUGGCCAAGAGGAUAUUCCUGUUCAAAAUGCAAAUAAUAUUUUAAAGGAUAUGAAGGCGGAAAAUGGAUCAAAAUCACAGCAUUAUUCUGAAGGAUACAAUGAAAAUAAAAUAACACAAAGUCAACAGGAAAUUGACAGAUACAAAGAGAUUAAAAUAGUAAAGAAAAGUGAACUAAAAGUAUCAGGCAUUGAUCUUGAGAGAGUAUUGGAAGAACAAGAUACUCAUGAUUUGUUCUGUCCUAAUUGUCACUCGUGUAUAACUAGAAGGGUGAUUUUACGUAAAAGGAAAAGGUCAGAAAGGAUGGCUAAAGACACUGAAUCUGAUGCACCAGCAAAGAAAGUUCAUGAAAUACAGCAUGAUGUGGACUCCAGACAUGUUGCAGCUGAAAUGACAGAUCCAGGUGAUAGGGAACCUGAUGUAUUCAGAUGUUUAUCAUGCUUCAGCUUUUUCAUUCCAACAGAGGGUGGUUUUAAUAUAUUUCGGAUUUUCGCGAAAGGAGAGGAAAACCAGGGUCUGCAAAGUUCACAACAGAUGCCCGAGAAAAGCAUGAAUUGGAUUUCGUCUAUUUUUAAGUCAGGGACAAGCAAAAGAAAAGAAAGUGAACUGGAAACUCCAAAGCCUGGUGAUUCUAAUAUCAUGAGUGGAGAAGGAAUGAGUGAUUCAGUCCAUAAAGAGAAUCAAAGCUAUCAGACUAUGUCUAUGUCGGGCUUUAUGAAGCCUGCUGAGUGUCAGAUCAUUGCUCAGAAGAAUGAUGCAGGAAGUACUCUGCCUGAAGAAUCUUAUGUUAGCAGUAGCAGACCAAUGGAGGAUCAAUCUCAGAGAGACAAGCAAAGCACUGUGGCUCAACCUGUAGUUGAAGUUACAUUACAUGGCAAUUUUCAGACCAAUAAUGACGAGAAGCUUAGUAACGCCAUACUAAAUAAUGAUAGAGGAGAUGAUAUUUUUCAAGUUGCUGAGAAAGGAAUCUCUUUAAGAGAUGAAAGUUUUUGUGAUUCGGUAGUACCUGCUGUUGUGGUUUUACCACAUUCUGAGAUUGAGAUUCAUGAGCCUGAGCAAAGUACUGGAGAAGCUCGAAGAAAAAAUGACUGGGAUGUGCUGAAAAGCAUUGUCUAUGGGGGUUUAAUUGAAUCUAUUACAAGCCUUUCUGUUGUGUCAUCUGCAGCAGGAACUGAUGCUUCAACAUUGAAAAUUUUUGCUUUGGGAUUGGCAAACCUGAUUGGCGGAUUGUUUGUAAUUGUCCAUGAUCUUUUUGAACUAAGAAGUGCUCAAGAUGAAGCUACUGAUCAAAAGGGUGAACCAGCUGGUCGUUACUGGGAUGUUCUUGGGAGAAGAGCAAAUUUCAAGAUGCAUGCUGCUGUAGCCAUAUUAUCAUACUUAUUAGUUGGGAUCUUGCCUCCUCUUACAUAUGGCUUUUCAUUCCAAGAAAGCGACAACAAGGAAUACAAGCUCAUAGCUGUUGCUGCAGCAGGUCUCCUAUGCAUUUCAUUACUGGCCAUAGGGAAGGCCCAUGUUAAGCCUCAGAAGGCAUAUAUCAAAUAUCUAUUUUUAUACCUUGGUCUGGGCGUGUCAGCAUCUGGCCUUUCUUAUGUAGUUGGGUUGAUGAUCAGCAGACUCCUGGAGAAGCUUGGUUUGUUUGACAGUAAUACAUCUGCUUCUGCACCUCCUUCCAUUAUUUAUAGGGAUAUAAGCUCAACAUUUCCGGCAUGGUCAUCCUACUGAAUGAAAUCAGAAGCAUGUUACCUUAUGAAGUCAUCUAUUUAUUGGCGAAUCCGAUAAUAAGUUCACUCCCAUCUUUCACUGUGGAUGGUAGGAAAUGCUGUGGUUUUCACCUGGCAUGUAUUUUCUGAUAGUUUGUGUACCGUGGCUGAACAUUUCAGUAAUAAGCUGGAACAUGAGAUAGUCAUGUUGAUCGAAAAUUGUGGAACAUGAUGACUGCUAUUUUUAAUGAUAACUAAGCAUAUGAGAUCCCAACAUAUGAUGAAUCUAUCAGUUUUGUCUUGAGGAAACGGACAAAAUGAAACUUCUACGUUGCUGUCGUGCCCUGGUUGUUCAUGCAAUAAUUGAAGAGCAAUUUUGUAUUGUUGAAAGAGUUUGAAUGGUAUUUCAAUAUCUUAUAAUAUUUCAA